AUGUUUCAUAAAAACAACCAAAGUGCUGUCUACUCAAACAGCAGCAUCCUACAUAGAAAAUAACUCUACUUAUCCACUGAAACAUUCAUCUGGAUGAACUUUGUCAAUAUCCUAACAGGAAUACUUCAAAAUACUAAAACUCAUCUCAUUUUUGAACCUAAUGCUAUAUAUUUGGCAGGCCAUGAUGAAGAUUAAUUGCGAGUAGCCCAAUUCAAAAUCGAAUACAUUGCCUUCCAAGAGUUCAAAAUGAUCUAUGUCAUGAAGGAUCAACGAACUAUAUACUCCUAUAAACCAUAUACUUCCAUAUUCUAUUCCAAAAACUACAAGGACCUCUACUCUAAAUAUCGAGGAACUUGCUUAUUUGUUAAGGACAAGCUGAUAAAGGAACAGAAGCAAUUGCAAGAUUAAACUGGCUAUUAAAAGGAUUUUGAUUUUGAGAAAUAUGAAUCUUUUGUGAUUGCCUGGGUUCCUAAGAAGAAAGAAUAAAAAAUCUCUAAAUUAUUUCAAACUUGGAUUGCUGAGUAUAAUCAAUCUAAUACCUUUACUCCAAAACUUGAAUUAAGGCCGACAAUGAAUAAAGAAUACUUUAAUGAUGCUGACCCUCUCUAAUAAAUUGCCAUGACUUAUAUUGAUUUUAUUCUUUUCUAUUCUGAAAAUGAUGUAGAAUAAUUCCAAUUGCAAAAUAAAAUUUUGAUUAAAUUGGUUGAUGAUGGAAGAAAAAUUCAAUUCAAAAUCUAUUCAUCCAAUCUACUUUAUUGCCAAUAGGCUUAACAAAAUAUUAAUGAUUUUUUGAAUUAGCAAUCUUUGGAAAUAUUCAAUAUGGAAUUGUUUGAUCUGUGUGAAGACUUUGACAAGUUCCUUUUUGAUUUGGAAGGAAUAUUGAAGAAAAAAUGCAAUUUGCCUGUCAGAUUAUAUAAACUCGAUUCGAUUCUAUCCUUAGUUAAAGAGAUUGAUCGAAAAUUCGACACUUAAAUUCAAAAUUAUGUUUACAGCCUCAGAUUUAAGUAAUGUUUAUUUUAUUCUAAACAACGAGAAAAUACUCAAGCUUCAAAAGUUAUUAAAGAUAUUGUUGAAUUAAGGCUGAAAUUUAAUUAAAUAAUGAAGAAGAAAUAAUUGGAGAUGUCAUAUUUAUCGUAAUCAUUCCAAAGUAAUAAAUCCUCAUUGCUUAAUACUCAAUAAUGCAAAUCUUCUAUCCUGCCUUAAAUAAUUAAAGAUAAAGAGUAAUUAAUCCCUUAGGAAUACAGAGAGUAAUCUAUUCAUCCAGACAGUACAUCUAAAUAUCAAUAUGAUAAAAAUUCAAGUAGUUUUUCAUUCGAACAAAAAUCAAGAGUAACCAAAGAAAAUAUUUAAUAGAUUUAAAAAGGAACUAUGAAUGAUUAAUUUCAAAAAAAAUCAGAUUAUUCAAAUGGGGGAACUUAUAAUUCAAUGGAAUCAUUAAAAAAAAAUUAAAAUAGUUUCGAUAGCAUUGAUAAUAGUGAUACGAAUGAAUUGCAAGAAUUUUGCAAUGAUCUCAACUUAAAAUCGCAAGUUCAAAAUAAAAAGAACAAAAUCUUUGAAGAAGAAAAGGUCUCUUAAAUGAUUUCAAUCCAUCACAUUUCACAUCAAUUUGUUAGGUAGAUACUGUAAAUAGGGUUUGAUUAAAAUUCAAUUGUGUAUAAAUUAAAAGAUUAGAUGGUAUUGCAUUUAAAAGAUUGGGAAUAAAGUUUAAGAGACUUUUUAAUAAAUUAAGAUAUCUAAAUUAAUGAUUUAGAGUUUAUUGUUGCUGAUGAUUAAAUAACAAUAAAUACUAAAUUGAAUUAUCAAUAUGUUUCUGCUAUUUGCGAUUAAUUUUUUUCAGGUACAACUUGCUUCGUUGUACGAUUAAAUUAAAAUUCUUUGGAUUUUAGAGAUGAAUUAAAGGACUCUUAUGAAAUAGAAUCAAAGCAAACAUAAUACUAAUAGAUUGGAUUAAUUACAAAAAAAUAAUAUGAAUAAUUGCAGGUUGAUGAAAAGGGUAAGUAUUUGGCUAUGGAGAUAUAAAAUUAUAUGUACUUUGAAAAAAAUAUCUAAUAAAGAAUUAAUUAAUUCAUCAAUAAAACAGAGUUAGAUGAACCUCAACCUAUAUCUGAAUUGGGUAAGAUGAUAAUUGUAUUGUCACAAUCGUAAUUAAAUUACUUAGAAGAAAAUUAUCAGGAACCAUUAUGCAAUAGAUUGAUUAAAUUUGGAAAAUACCUAUCAAACGCAUUUUAUUUUGUGGAGAUAGAAAACAAUAAAAAAUAGUUUUAUGAGGAAGCAUAAGAUUAGCUUAAAAAAAUAGGUUAUGAAAUGGUGGAAGAUUAUUGUAAUAGAAAAAAGUAGAAAUACAAGAAUUAGCAGAUAAUUCAAUUAAAAUAAAAUAGCUGGAAGUUAUGCAUAUAUUCUAAUAUAAAUAAGUUUUAUACUAAAUUAAUAAAUGAUCUAUUAGAAAUCAAAUUAAAUGAGAAGGAAUAUCUCUAAAUAUUUUAAGGAGGCUUAAAGCUAUCUGAGCUUUAAAUAGAUUUGGGGAAAUUUUAAGUAAAGCAUGAGAAGGACAUAGGCAUAUUGGAAUAAAUAUUAUUGGGGGAGUAAAAUUGUAAUUAUUAUAAUUUAAUCGAUUAAGAUAAAUGUGCAUCUCAAAAAAUAGAUCAGUUUACACCAGGAAAUUAUUUGACUAUAGUUGUUAGAUCAGAUCAAUUACCUAUAGAAAACACAAAUCACCUUCAACCUGAUACGACUCUCAUCAGAGGUUAUUAUGAAGUACAAGGUAAUCAUAUCAAAUAAUAACAAUAAAACUGUUGA
Molecule: messenger RNA, 2796 nt
Organism: Paramecium tetraurelia
Lineage: Eukaryota; Ciliophora; Oligohymenophorea; Peniculida; Parameciidae
Exons: 3
Source: RefSeq, a predicted model, not a curated record